Lineus longissimus is the source of this 1202-nucleotide messenger RNA. RefSeq names its product tryparedoxin-like. NCBI's taxonomy places the organism in Eukaryota, Metazoa, Nemertea, Pilidiophora, Heteronemertea, Lineidae. Gene Ontology annotation, biological process: negative regulation of Wnt signaling pathway; negative regulation of protein ubiquitination. The record is from RefSeq and is a predicted model, not a curated record. Gene Ontology annotation, molecular function: thioredoxin-disulfide reductase (NADPH) activity. The coding region runs from base 82 to 603 and encodes 173 amino acids. The transcript has 4 exons. Gene Ontology annotation, cellular component: nucleus.
CAGAAUAGCAGUGGAGCUGAGGUGUCUUCUGAAUGAUACUGCGAUUCUCUACUACAGAAACUAGAAGAUGGAUACAUGUAGAUGACAAAGUGCAGUUUUGUUUUCUUGCUUUCGAGAUUCAAGAGUUGUUUCAAGCAUUCCAGUCGGCCUGAGCCGGAGUUUGUAGGGGAAAUGCAGGGUCUUCUCGGAGAUCACGUGAUUGAUCAUGCCACGGAGCAAAUUCCUAUCGAGACGGUGUGUGGCGAAGGAAAGGUUCUAGGUCUCUACGUAUCAGCCAGUUGGUGCGGCCCGUGUCGGAAAUUCACCCCGCAGCUCGUGGCGUUCUAUAACCGAAUGAGAGCAAAAGUUGGCAGCAACUUCCAAGUCAUCUUCAUCAGCCGGGAUAAGACGGAGGAUGAGUUCCGGGACUACUUCGCCGCCAUGCCUUGGCUGGCUAUGCCGUACAACAAGGAAAAAGCAGAUGUGAUUAAGACAAAGCUAGAAAUUAAGUCCAUACCGUCCUUCAUUCUUUUCGACUCAGAAUCGGGGAAAAUUAUUCAGAAAAAUGGCCGCAAUUGCAUCGUGGCAGACCCGGACGGACACGACUACCCGUGGAAUCAAUGAACCACGACCGGAAGUUGUUUGGUCGCCUUGUUGUUCAUCGUCUCUUGCGGAAUCCGAUCGCUCGCAUUUGAUGACAUUACACCAGCGGUGUUUCUUCAGCAUUCCAACUUACAGAAAUUGGCGACACUGAUUUCUAUCAACUGAAACAUUUACUCAGGCAAUCACAGAUUACACCUGUUGUGAACAACCAAGAAUGCCAGGCCCUGGAGUGAAAGGACCCGUACUUUCGGUCUGUCCGCGACACCCAACUCGUCAAUGGGCCCGUUUUGCCUCUCCCUUCCGAACGACGAAGUACGAAGGUCUUCCGUGUCAAUAAGUUCUGCCCGAAUUCAUUUACGUGAAUUUCACUGCUUGUAAAUCGGUUUUCAAACUUUAUAGUAGCACGAGGAAAUGAGGAACACUUCAAAAACCGUUGUCGAUAGAAUACAUAUAAUAACACACACAAUUCGUCGUUCGUACAUGCAGCUCUUCGUCGACGUGCCUGGUGUCGAAAGAUGGGAUUGGCUUCACUUGUCUUCGCCGGACACAUACAUUACGACCGCACAGUAUAACCGGACUGUGUCCGCGGCCACAGAUUCAUCCUCACUUUGAGGAUAAAA